Molecule: messenger RNA, 1500 nt
Organism: Triticum dicoccoides
Lineage: Eukaryota; Viridiplantae; Streptophyta; Magnoliopsida; Poales; Poaceae
Product: F-box protein At5g03970-like
Exons: 3
Coding region: 1-1197 (398 amino acids)
Molecular function (GO): protein binding
Source: RefSeq, a predicted model, not a curated record
AUGAGCUGUGACGAGAUGAGCCGCCGCCGCCCACGCUCGCCGCCGCCGGUGCCGCCGCUGGACGAUGACAACCUUCUCUCCGAGAUCCUCCUCCGCCUCCCACCAGAUCCGUCCUCCCUCCCUCGCGCCUCCCUCGUCUCCAAGCGCUGGCUCGGUCUUGUCUCCGACCCCGGCUUCUCCCGCCGCUUCCGGCUCCACCACCGCGGCAACCCUCCUCUCCUCGGUUUCUUCGACCCCUUGCACUUCGUACCUACAAUGGAUCCCCCCAAUCGUGUCCCGGAUGGCCGCUUCUCCUUGUGCCCAGACGGCAAAGAUUGGGGCGGCAUCUUCAUGCCCUUGGGAUCCCGCCAUGGCCUCCUACUCGUCUUCCACCUUUCGCGGAAGCUGCUCCUGGUGUCGGACCCCUUCAACGUCGACCAGCACCGCCUUGCCGUUCCCCCGGAGUUCGAUAUGGAGUCGGCCCGGUUCAGCGGGGCGGUGUUUCGCGCCACCGGAGACAUCCUACACUUCCAGGUGGUGUUGGUAACCACAGAGACAGACGAGCAGCAGCAUACAAGGGUCAUCGCCCGUGUUUACUCGUCGGAGACUGGAGGAUGGGGCGAUCGCAUCUCAACACCACUACCAUCCAAACUUCCCACCAAGAGUCGUAUGGACUUUACUAUGGGUGUGCUAGUUGGUCAUUCCCUUUACUGGUUGUUCAAUGAUAGAUCAGCAACAGCUGAAAUUUUGGAUGGCAUCCUUGAGUUUGAUUUGGAGAGGCAGAUCCUAGCUGUGAAACCGGUGCCAGUGGAUAUUCUCAAGAAAAACAUCUACCAAUUCCAGGUUAUGCGGGCAGAUGGUGGUGGCCUUGGCAUUCUCUUUUUGUCAAAUUUCAGUGCCCAGUUAUGGAAGAUGGAGACUGAUUCUGAUGGCGUUGCUUCAUGGGUUCUGGGAAAAACUGUUGAACUGGACAAGUUACUUUCCCUGAAUACAGAAGAUGGGGAGUCCCUGAUUCUACAAGGGUUUGCUGAAUACAAUAAUGUGGUGUUCCUACGGACACACACCAACCUCUUCACAAUCCAGCUUGAGUCACUGCAGUUCAAGAAAGUUUUUAAACCCAACUUCAUGACUCACUAUCAUCCGUUCGAAAGUGUCUAUGCUGCAGGCACGGGCAUUGGUGGUGGACAUGAUGGAGCUGAACUUUUGCGCAAUACAUAAGAUGAUUGGUCAGAUGGAUAUGCUAUUGUGAUGUAUUAACGAGUAUUAUCAAGUGGUGCACUGCAGACAUGGCUUGAUUUUGUGGGUUCGUCCGUUCUAUGUGGUUGAGAUGCAGAAAUGGUUUGUUGGGGGUGUCCUUUUGAAGUGCUCCAGUUGGAAAUUGACCUUAUUCAUACUGCGUAGCGCACACCGGUUAACUGUGCAGUGGGCUUGUAGGAAUUUAACUGUGUAAUUUGCUAACCCACAUAUGUUAUGUUAUGUUGAACUUUUAUCUGGUGCUGAUUAAUGAAUAUUGAACUGCAA